GCAGAGCCAAUGAUGUGAUCGACUGAGAAGCCUUGCAAAACAAGAAGAGACUGAGAGACAUCAUCUCAUCUCCCAGAGCUACUACUCAACACUGACUGACUCACACACACACACACACACACACACACUGCACUUCCCCCCUCUCAUCACACAGAAGAAGAGCCACGCACACACACACACAUCCACACUCAAACACACACCCAUAUUCCGAGUCAGUGGAUCUAGAUUCUCUCUCUCUGCCUGUCUUCCUGAGUUUCUGUUGGAAGAUGCUCUGCUGGGAGUUGUGUCUGACCCUGCUCCUCUGGGCUCGUCCUGCGAGGACCAUCCCUUCCACCAACGUCAAGAUCACACACGCCUUCCCCCUCCAGUUGCCAGAACCAGGCCUUCCCGUCACCUGUCCGUUGUUCUGGACUGAGUUUGAAGGUCACUGCUACCGUUUCUUCCCUCUGAACCGUACCUGGGCCGAGGCUGACCUGUACUGUGCUGAAUUCUCCAACGGUCUCAAGUCUGCCAAACUCACCUCCGUACACAGCUGGGAGGAGAAUGUGUUUGUCUACGAUCUCGUCAACAGCCGUAUCCCAGGGAUACCAACAGACAUAUGGAUCGGCCUUCACGACAGGAGACAGGAGGGCACUCUGGAGUGGACCGACGGCAGUAACUAUGGAUACAGCUACUGGGAUGGCAACCAGCCUGACGACGGCAUACACCGCAUCCCCGAAGAGGAAGACUGUAUCGAGAUCUGGUACAGGCAGAACAGCGCGCUGAGGUCCUGGAAUGAUAACAGCUGUGACAAAGCCUUUCCCUUCGUGUGCAAGAUCCCCACAGUGGACAACUAGACCUCUGGGGUCCAACACACACACACACACACACACAUACAUUCUUGCUGCUGUUGUUGCCUUCUCCUUCCUCAACCUCCCUUUCUUCUUAUCCUCCCUCACCCCUCCCUCUCUUCAUCUCCUACCUCAC
Messenger RNA from Oncorhynchus mykiss (rainbow trout), 966 nucleotides. The record is from RefSeq and is a predicted model, not a curated record. NCBI's taxonomy places the organism in Eukaryota, Metazoa, Chordata, Actinopteri, Salmoniformes, Salmonidae.